Messenger RNA from Monopterus albus (swamp eel), 1611 nucleotides. RefSeq names its product piggyBac transposable element-derived protein 4-like. The record is from RefSeq and is a predicted model, not a curated record. Lineage: Eukaryota; Metazoa; Chordata; Actinopteri; Synbranchiformes; Synbranchidae.
AUGGACAGCCAUGAUUCCGUACAGAGCUACAACCUUAUUGUGUACACUAGGGAUGAGCUGUUAGUGCUUUGUAACACAGUGCUGCCCUAUGAGAGACCCAACAUCCCCUAUGAGCUGAGGAAUAAGCAAGGGAGUCCUGUCAGGGCUCUACAUCAUGCCAGGAGGAGAUGGUACAGACCUGCGUUCUCCUCCAUCAUUAUGGGCAAUGUGAGAUCUCUCCCCAGUAAAACGGACAAGCUGUCAGCACUGACCCAUCACCAGAGGGAGUACAGGGCGUUUAGCAUCACGCUGUUUACAGAUAUAGCUAAUGUUAUAACAAUGGAACCAGGGCCAACUAGAAUGGCAAUCAGCCAUGUCACGGACAUCAAGUCUGCUUUCCAUCAGCUAAUGCCAGAUUCGAUCCUCCAAAUAAUCCUGGACUGCACAAACCGCGAAGGUAGGCGUGUUUAUGGAGCGAGGUGGAAGGUCAUAGACAUGAUACUGAUGUACGCCUACCUUGGUCUGCUGUACCUGGCUGGAGUCUUCAGGUCCAAUGGAGAAUCGUUGCAUUCCCUGUGGUCAGCUGAAAACGGCAGGGCAAUAUUCCGGGCAACAAUGUCCUUGGACAAAUUCCAAAUCAUUUCCAGGGUUUUCCGGUUCGAUAACCGAGACGACUUACCAGCUCGACGGCAGACAGACAAGCUUGCAGCCAUCCGGACGGACAAGUGGGUGCACCGCCUCCCCCAGCUUUUCAACCCCAGGCCUAAUGUCACCGUCGAUGAGCAGCUGAUGCCGUUUCGGGGCCGCUGCCCAUUCAGGCAGUAUAUGCCAUCGAAACCGGCUAGGUAUGGCAUCAAGAUCUGGGCUGCCUGCGAUGCUGCUACGUCAUAUGCCUGGAACCUGCAGGUGUACACAGGGAAACCUGAGGGAGGAGUCCCUGAGCGUAACCAGGCGAUGAGAGUUGUCCUGGACCUGGUGGAAAAACUCAAGGGUCACAACAUUACCUGCAACAACUUUUUCACCUCUUACAAGCUGGGACAGGAACUGCUGAAGAGGAAGCUGACCAUGGUGGGAACGAUUUGUAAGAACAAGCCAGAGCUCCCACCACAACUGCUGCAGACAAAGGACAGGCCUAUAAAUUCCGCCAUGUUCAUGUACACGGCUGACACGACCCUGGUCUCCUAUGUUCCAAGAAAAGGAAAGAAUGUUCUUCUGAUGAGCACACUGCAUAGAGAUGGGACAAUCUGUGGCCAAAAACCACAGAUUAUCCUGGACUACAAUGCCACAAAAGGAGGGGUGGACAACAUGGUGACUGCAUACAGCUGCAAGAGGAGGACACUACGCUGGCCACUGGUGAUCUUCUUUGACAUGUUGGACAUCUCAGCGUACAAUGCCUUUGUUGUCUGGACAGCUGUGAACCCAGAGUGGAACAGGAGGAAGCUCCAGAGAAGGAGAUUUUUCAUGGAGGAACUGGGUAAGGCCCUGGUGACACCGUACAUGCAGACAAGACAGCAUGUUCCACGAACACCAGCCUCUGCAGCCAUCAUGAGGAGGAUUCAGGGGGAGGAUGCAGCUGGCCCAUUAACCAGACCUACAGGUUCACAAUCACCACAGCCUCAGGUAAGUGUGUAA